This is a messenger RNA of Scylla paramamosain (green mud crab), 3789 nucleotides long. RefSeq names its product inversin-like. The transcript has 17 exons. Gene Ontology annotation, molecular function: protein binding. Bases 152 to 3553 code for a protein of 1133 amino acids. The record is from RefSeq and is a predicted model, not a curated record. NCBI's taxonomy places the organism in Eukaryota, Metazoa, Arthropoda, Malacostraca, Decapoda, Portunidae.
UGGAACACAAGAGCAAGGAGCUUGUGCCGAAAGAUUAUCGCCGAAACCCUCCAGGUGCUGUAAACACCAUCACAUGUUGUCAAGUGUCCUGCUGCUGAUGUUAGUGCUGCUCAUCAACCUCGCCAGUAUGGGAUCUUGCACUUAACACAAGAUGGACAGUAAAAAGCAGAGUGCCAUGGAAGCUGUAGCCAGCAGUGUUCUCACCCCGGCCCCACACUCAUGCCCCACCCAGGCUUCCUGCCAUCCUGUGCGCCAUGCCAGUAGCCAAGGAUCAGAGGCACGAGAGAAGAACAGCACUGUAGGGCCCGAAAUGUAUACUUCAAAUCCAAACCAAAUUAACUUUGUUGGUUUGCUUCACAUGAUGCCCUCAUCAGACACAGCAGGACUCUAUACGUGCAAUACACCAUUCCAGCAGGUCCUGAAUUUCAACUCCAGUUUGGUCCAUUACCAGAGGAGUCAAGGGCCUGCCUCAGGAUAUCCAGCUGGACCAGGAUGCCUCCUCCCACCAGGUUUGCCACAGCUUCCAUCAACUCCAGGUUUCCUUACUGGAGCUGGCUACCACUUGCCGCUCAAUGAGGCUUCACUGCUUGGUAGCCAGAGAUUUCCCAUGUGCACUUUGUUGCCUCCUGGCCAGACAGGGACACCCCUUCAUUUUGCAGCUAUUGUAGGGGACAAGCAGAAGCUAGCUAUUGCUCUGCAGGAUAAGAAUGUUAAUCUGGAAGCUCGGGAUCGCUGGGGACGUGUUGCAUUGGUGUUUGCAGUGUUGGGUAACCAUCAGGAGUGUGUUGAGCUACUGCUACAUGCCGGGGCAAAGCCUGAUGCUGUAGACUCUCACAGACGCACUCCUCUACAUUUUGCUGCAUAUAAAGGUCAUCUUGGCUGCAUCAAAUCCAUCCUUCAUACUGUAGAGAGCAAGAACAUUUCACAUUCAGAACAUUCCAAUGGUGUGUGGCUGGCUCAGGAUGUGAAAGGGGUAACUCCACUCCACCAUGCAGCCACUCACAGCAAUCACAAGUGCCUUCAAGCUCUCCUGAAACAUACGGUGGCUGGUACAUUGGACACAGAGGACCACAAAAAGAGAACGCCCCUUCACUGGGCAGCAGCAUAUGGAUCUCAGGAGAAUGUGCGCCUCCUCAUAAAACAUGGAGCUAACAAUCUAAUGCCUGACCAAGAAGGCAAGACUCCUCUACACUGGGCAGCCAUGAGCAAAGCUGAUGGAGCCAGAGAUUGUGUGCGGACACUGAUUGGAGCAGCUCCAUCCAAUGUCAACUGGCAGGACUUUGAUGGUACGACAGCUCUGCAUAUAGCUGUGGCAGAGGCUAGGAAAGAAACUGUGGAUGUCAUUCUGUCUGUCCAGAACUGUAAUGUAAAUUUGACAGACAACCAAUUCAGGACUGCUUUGCAUUGGGCAUGUAACAGAGGAGUGAGUGCCAUUGCUGCUCACCUGAUGAAACGUGUUGCUCAAGUUGAUGCUGUUGAUAUUUAUGGAGCCACACCUUUGCACUAUGCAUCCAAACACAAUCAUGCAGAUAUUGUGGAACUGCUGGUAAGACGGCCACGUGUGAGGGAUGUUCCUACUCUGGAUGGCCACACCUCCUUGAUGUGGGCUGCAGCUCAGGGUGCUGACUCUGCUCUCACAGUGAUGGUGAGGCAUGGGGCUCUCCUCACCCAGGCAGACCCAAGGGGAUGCACUGCCCUUCACAUUGCUGCAGAAGCUGGACAUGUCUCCACAGUCAGGGUGCUUCUCCGUCUUCAGGCACCACCAGAUGCCUGUGCAAAUGAUGGAAGAACACCGGUGCAUUAUGCUGCCCGAGCAGGACACACACAGAUAGUGAAAGUAUUGGCAAAGGCUGGAGCAUCCCUGGAACACAGAGACAAAGAGGGACAGUGUGCCCUUCACCAUGCAGUUCUUGGUGGUCAUCUGUUUCUGGCCCAGAUCCUCAUCAGAGCUGGUACAUCAGUUAAUGUGCAGGACUACUAUGGCCGCCCACCACUCCACAUGGCAGCUUACAGAGGCCUCAGUGACAUCAUGUGCCUCUUGCUGGAGAAUCGCGGUGAUGUGAAUGCCAGGGACUUUGAGGGGUUGAGUGCUCUUCACUGGGCAGCUGAGCAAGGUCACUUGGGUGCAGUCAACACACUUCUGGUCUUCAAUGCUUAUCCCAACUACACUCAGUCCACCCCCAACCGAUACACUCCAUAUGACUGUGCCUGUAUUGCUGAACACUUGGAAGUGGCACAAGUUUUAUCAGAAGCAGGAGGAAUCUCAGUGACCAGGAUAAUGGAGGUGGCUGCAACAAAGAUACAAUCAGUGAUGCGUGGCUACCUGACACGCAAGAAGUUAGGAAGGCAGCAGAGGCCCCUACUGGAUCAGGAGGGCAUUGUGAUCACAGGUGAUAAGAUGAGGGGUUCAAGAAAGUCACCCAGCAGUCACAGCAAAGAUUUCAGUCCAAACAAGUGUUCUGGUAGUCAGGCAGCACCUGAGACUGAUCACCCUGGCAAGCAGAAGGGCUCAGACUUACCAGCUACACCUGCUGUAGAGACAAAGCUUGCCUCUUUGAAAAAGGAGGAAAAAGGACUCACUUCUAAACUGAGCUUUCCGCUGCGUUCUACUGCCUCUGAAUACGGGCCCUACAACUCUGUAUCUGGACAGCGUCGCUCCAAGGCCCUGCCUACCAGUAUCAUGAGAGGAGCUCGUAAGAAGACCCCACGCAACCUGGAACUCCCUGGACUGUGUGAAUUGGGAAUUAGCCAGCCCAGGCUUCCUGGACCAUUAGAAGACUGUGAAGAUUCUGAUUCAGGAACAGACAUUACUGAGGGAGUCAGGCCUUUGGUGACUGAAGUCUUGCACCAGUCUGGCAGUGUUGCCACUGCUGUCAUUACUGUAGGAGUGCACUCACAUCAAACACAGGAGGAGUCUGAUUUAGAGUGUAGAAAGCAAUGGGAUUUCAGUCCUUCAUCAGUGAAAGGAAGCCAUGCUACUGAACUUCAGCAAAGUUGCUCCCAAACAGUUUCAGAUGGGAAGAAAAUAGGCAGACUUUGCUUUAAUACAGACAACAAUGAAGAUGAUAGUUCUUCAGACUUGUACUGCCAGAAAGAAGACACAUUUUCCAUAUGUAAGAAUCAGACUAAAAAAGAAAGUGAUUAUCAAGAAACAUUUAAAAAUGAUCAUGCAAAGAGCUUCAAUGAAACUUUAAGCCUUAAAGAUAACACUAAGCUUUAUAUCAAGGAAAGAAAACAUGUUCUUAAAGAAAACAAAUUUAUAUCUCCUGAAGGUGUAAAUGACAGGAAUGCUGAUCCCAGAAAUACUGCUAGAAUACAGAAUGAAAGGAGAGUUUUGAGUGAAGAGGCUGUGAAGGAAGCAGAACAAAAGUGGAGGAAUAAACUUGCCACAGUGACCAUACAAAGAGUGCAACCACCAGGCAGCAGUAGAUCCAAAGUGUCCUCUUACAGCAUAGUGAAACCACACAGCCCCACCCCAUUGCAGUCACCAGCUGGCAUUGAAGCAGAUGCCAUCAGCACCAAGCCCAAGGAAGUCGGUGCUCAUUAUCAUUAGUGCAGCUGCCUCCCAUGUGAUAUUCUUUCUUGUUCCAAACCCAAAGCUGUGUAUUGUGGUGCUAUUUGCAUAAGAAUAUACAAUUAUAUAUUUUUGUAUCAAAGCAGAUGGAAAUAUUUUAUAUUUUGACAAAUAUGUAUACUCAGUUCUAUUUAGUAAUUGUAGACACUUGUUACAAAAGAUUGUGCAAUAUUGAAUUUGGUUUACAUUAUACCAUAACUAAAGGUAUAAAACAA